Archocentrus centrarchus (flier cichlid) is the source of this 1041-nucleotide messenger RNA. It is a transcript of the gene samd10a, whose product is annotated as sterile alpha motif domain containing 10a. Gene Ontology annotation, biological process: cell surface receptor protein tyrosine kinase signaling pathway. Lineage: Eukaryota; Metazoa; Chordata; Actinopteri; Cichliformes; Cichlidae. Gene Ontology annotation, cellular component: cytoplasmic side of plasma membrane. The transcript is spliced from 5 exons. The record is from RefSeq and is a predicted model, not a curated record. Gene Ontology annotation, molecular function: protein binding. Bases 259 to 792 code for a protein of 177 amino acids.
CAGCCAGUGACACUGAGGACGACGUGAGCUGGUUUAAAGACGCGUUUCUUUUCUUCUUCUUCUUUUUUUUUUUCAAUUGUUCCCAGCGAGACCAGCAGCACGGCUCAGAAGAUGUGGAGCGCUGCAGCGCUUACCAGACCUCAGUGAAACUUUUGCUGGUGGGCAGAGCGCACAGAGGGGAAGAGCUGGACCCGUAGCCAGUGUGUCGGUCACCGGAGAAGAUGGGAGACUUUCACUAGGUUGGCUCAGAGAAACACCAUGGCUGUAGACGCUGCAUCCAGUUUCAGUUUCUGCAGGCCAGCUGUGGAGUACAGGGCUCUGCCCGAGGACUUCAAGCACCAGCUGAGUCGACGGACAGGUGGGAACCUGACCUGGCAUGAUGGCCGCGGACAAAAAACAGCAGGAGGCAGAACAGUGAAGCUGCUACAGCAGCCGGGCACUGAGGCCCUGCAGUACCGCUCCACUGACAAUUAUGGAAUAUAUCACACGAGCCCAACACAGCCCAGCCUGAUCCGUCCUGUUGUUCUUUGGUCUCAACAAGAUGUGUGUAAAUGGCUGAAGAAACAUUGUCCACAUAACUACCUGACCUACGUGGAGGCGUUCUCUCACCACGCCAUCACAGGCCGAGCGUUACUGCGUCUGAAUGGGGAGAAGCUGGAGCGCAUGGGUUUAGUGCAGGAGACACUUCGACAGGAGCUGCUGCAACAGGUGCUGCAGCUCCAGGUGCAGGAGGAGGGACGCAACCUGCAGCUGCUCAGUAGAGGUGAGGGGUCCUUUGGAAGGAUAUCCUAACUAGGUGAUGGAGACAGUGUGAAGUAUAUGUAAUCAUACAACGUCAAAUGUGAAUCUGAUCUGUGGGACAAAUGCAUCCAGCGAGCACCGGUCUCCAGAAUAAUGUUGUUAACUGGAAGUUGGCAGUUUUUCAUUCCCUGUCUGCACGAUAAACUGCUAUGAUCUUUACAGACUGACUAUGAACUGUGAUGAAAAAGCAUCAUGACAAUCUGUUUAUCAAUUUAUUGCUGUCUGUGAUUAAUUAUUAAU